AUGCAUAGCCCCAGUUUCGAUGCCAAUUGUUUCAUUCGAAAGUUAUCGUUGCGCAAGAAGAAGUGGCCUGAUGACUACGUUGCCACCGGAGGUAGACAGAGUACCAUGGCCAGGGGGAAGCACGGCUCCACUCCCUCCUCACCCACCUCCCCCUCUUUUGCAUUCUCUAAACCUUCCACCAUCGUCUCUGUGUCACCUAAUUUUCUCCAACCUCUCACCUCGCAUGCCCUCGCAGAGCUGCGGACUCAGUUCGCCGAUCAGCUCAAAUGCCUUGACUCAAAACUUGAUCUCGACGUCACUGUGAUGUCAGAGCUCCACGAAUUUUAUCGUCGUCGCGCCCUUGUUGAACAGGAAUACUCCGAUGCACUGGCCAAACUCGUAAACUCCCUCAAACACAAGCACUCAAGUGAAACUGGAAAGUGA
Molecule: messenger RNA, 423 nt
Organism: Hydatigera taeniaeformis
Lineage: Eukaryota; Metazoa; Platyhelminthes; Cestoda; Cyclophyllidea; Taeniidae
Source: the annotation of a GenBank genome assembly